Messenger RNA from Populus euphratica (Euphrates poplar), 1590 nucleotides. RefSeq names its product gibberellin 2-beta-dioxygenase 8-like. The coding region runs from base 333 to 1379 and encodes 348 amino acids. NCBI's taxonomy places the organism in Eukaryota, Viridiplantae, Streptophyta, Magnoliopsida, Malpighiales, Salicaceae. The record is from RefSeq and is a predicted model, not a curated record. The transcript is spliced from 3 exons.
CCAAUUAAACAAAGCACUUUUCAACAAAGUCAAAAAAAAAAAACCAGAAAAGAAGGAAAGAAGAUAGGUUAGGUUUGGUUUCCAUUCAUUUUGUCACUUCCUAGUCCCUCGCUGUUAAGCUUUCUCAUUUCCACCUUAGUUUUACUGUAUCUUUGCUAAGACUCAGUCUCUCCCUCUCUUUGACAAUUCCAGAGUGAAAUCCUCUAUUUGUGACAACUGUCACGAUUUAGGAGCUCUCCUCUUGUUCUCUUCUCUUUGUGUUCCUUGUCCUCGCCACUUCCUCUCCCUUGGACUCUCUAUAUAAAACGCACUUACCACCUUUGAAUCCCAUCAUGCACGAUCUUACAAGCCAACCAAUAAUGAUGAUUGAUUCAAGCCCACCUCUUCUACACCAUUAUGGAGAGCUUACACGCCUCCCACCCCAAAUUCCUACACUUGAAUGCAAUGACCUCCCAAGUGGUGCUGUUGUCAUGAAGGAAUAUUGCCAACUCCCAUUGAUAGACCUCAGUUGUCUAAAUAGCACCAAUGAAAGGGAACGGCUAGCUUGUGCUGAGGCUAUAUGCAGAGCUUCGUCGGAGUGGGGAUUCUUCCAAGUAGUGAACCACGGUAUAAGCCCCGAGCUAGUUCGGAAUAUGAGGAGGGAACAAUUCGAGUUGUUCCAAACACCUUUUGAUAAGAAGGCUACUUGUGGGGUUUUGAACAACUCUUAUAGAUGGGGAACCCCAACAGCUACUUGUCCAAGGCAAUUCUCUUGGUCUGAAGCUUUCCACAUUCCUCUCUCGAGAGUUUCUGAGCAAGCUUGCUAUGGGGAGUUUAGCUCUUUAAGGGAAGUGAUGAUGGAAUUUGCAGCAGCAAUGUCAAAGCUAGCAAGGGUGCUGGCAGGGGUCCUGGCAGAAAAUCUAGGCCACCCAAGAGGAGUGUUUGACAACAUUUGUCAAGAAAUCAAUUGCUUUCUUCGGUUGAAUCGCUACCCGGCCUGCCCAAUAUCCUCAGAGAUUUUUGGCUUGGUGCCUCACACUGAUAGCGAUUUUCUAACAAUCCUUUCUCAAGAUGAAGUUGGAGGGCUGCAACUUAUGAAAGAUUCCAAAUGGGUAGCUGUAAAUCCGAAUCAAGAUGCUCUUAUCGUCAACAUUGGAGAUCUUUUCCAGGCAUGGAGCAAUGAUGUCUACAAGAGCGUGCAGCAUAAAGUCGUGGCUAAUGGAAAAAUGGAGAGAUAUUCAAUCGCCUACUUUCUGUGCCCCUCUUAUGACUCAUUGAUAGGCAGCUGCAUGGAGCCUUCUAUAUACAGAGAAUUCACUUUCGGAGAGUAUAGGAGCCAAAUCCAAGAAGACAUCAAAAGAACGGGCCGUAAGAUAGGCCUUCCAAGAUUUCUACUUUAACACAUAUCGUCGAUAAAAAAAGAUGUUCAGCGUUUAGGUAUCAAAACACAAAAUCCGAAGCAGCUGAAUAGAAAGGCAGGAAAGAACUAAACCAAGGCAGUUUGAUCAAAAAGACCGAAGUCCACCAAUUGUCACAUAUGUUCAUAUUGACUCGUCAUUGACUCAAACAAGAAAAGGAGAAAUAUAUAUAUAUAUAUAUAUAUAUAUAUAU